UUGAGUGCACCCUCAGCAAGUUUGCUGAUGACACCAAGCUGUAUGUCAUGGCGCCCGCAGUACCGCAGCUCCAAGUUCCGGAACGUCUACGGGAAGGUGGCCAGCCGGGAGCACUGCUUCGACGGCAUCCCCAUCACCAAGAACGUCCACGACAACCACUUCUGCGCCGUCAACGCGCGCUUCCUCGCCAUCGUCACCGAGAGCGCCGGCGGCGGCUCCUUCCUCGUCAUCCCCAUCCAGCAGACAGGCCGGAUCGAACCAAACUACCCCAAAGUUUGUGGUCACCAGGGCAAUGUGCUGGACAUCAAGUGGAACCCCUUCAUUGAGAACAUCAUCGCCUCGUGCUCCGAAGACACCUCGGUGCGGAUCUGGGAGAUCCCAGAGGGUGGCCUGAAGAGGAACAUGACGGAGGCUGUCCUGGAGCUGUACGGCCACAGCCGGCGCGUUGGCCUCGUCGAGUGGCAUCCCACCACCAACAACAUCCUCUUCAGUGCUGGCUAUGACUAUAAGGUCCUCAUCUGGAACCUGGACAUCGGGGAGCCAGUGAAGAUGAUCGACUGCCACACAGAUGUCAUCCUCUGCAUGUCCUUCAACACUGAUGGCAGCCUCCUGGCCACCACCUGCAAGGACAAGAAGCUGCGGGUGGUGGAGCCACGCUCCGGGAGGGUCCUGCAGGAGGCCAGCUGCAAGAACCACCGUGUCAACCGGGUGGUCUUCCUGGGCAGCAGCAAGCGGCUGCUGACGACGGGGGUGUCACGCUGGAACACGCGGCAGAUCGCUCUCUGGGACCAGGAAGACCUCUCCAUGCCCCUGAUAGAGGAGGAGAUUGAUGGGCUCUCAGGGCUCCUCUUCCCGUUCUACGACGCUGACACGCACAUGUUGUACUUGGCUGGCAAGGGUGAUGGCAACAUUCGGUACUACGAGAUCGGCUCGGAAAAGCCCUACCUGAGUUAUCUGAUGGAGUUCCGCUCCCCAGCCCCACAGAAAGGACUGGGGGUGAUGCCAAAGUACGGGCUGGACGUGUCGGCCUGCGAGGUCUUUCGCUUCUACAAGCUCAUCACCCUCAAGGGGCUGAUUGAACCCAUCUCCAUGAUCGUGCCCAGGAGGUCAGAAACCUACCAAGAGGACAUUUACCCAAUGACCCCGGGUACAGAGCCAGCCCUGACCCCUGAUGAGUGGCUGAGUGGAGUGAACAGAGAUCCCAUCCUGAUGUCACUGAAGGAGGGCUACAAGAAGACAUCCAAAAUCGUCUUUAAGGCACCAGUGAAGGAGAAGAAGAGUGUGGUGGUCAAUGGCAUCGACCUGCUGGAGAACGUGCCCCCCAGGACCGAGAACGAGCUCCUGCGGAUGUUCUUCCGGCAGCAGGACGAGAUCCGCCGGCUGAAGGAGGAGCUGUCGCAGAAGGACAUCUGCAUCCGACAGCUGCAGCUGGAGCUGAAGAACCUCCGGAACAGCCCCAAGAAUACUUAA
Messenger RNA from Indicator indicator, 1470 nucleotides. RefSeq names its product coronin 2B (gene CORO2B). NCBI's taxonomy places the organism in Eukaryota, Metazoa, Chordata, Aves, Piciformes, Indicatoridae. The record is from RefSeq and is a predicted model, not a curated record. Gene Ontology annotation, biological process: actin filament organization. Gene Ontology annotation, molecular function: actin filament binding. Bases 28 to 1470 code for a protein of 480 amino acids. The transcript has 12 exons.